This is a messenger RNA of Cricetulus griseus (Chinese hamster), 980 nucleotides long. The record is from RefSeq and is a predicted model, not a curated record. NCBI's taxonomy places the organism in Eukaryota, Metazoa, Chordata, Mammalia, Rodentia, Cricetidae.
GCCUGCGGGGGGUCACGACAUUCCUACCAGAUUGGGCCAACCCAGUAGGCUUGAUACCUCAGAUGCAAAGACUGUCACAACCCGGUUUGUGGGUGACUUGGUACCUCUGAUGCAAAGGCUGUCACGACCCCGUUUGUGGGUGACAUCACGAUCGCCACCCUCCCUCAGGGUCCUCUUGGCACUGCAUCCUAUUCCUUGCAGGUCAGAAUUCCUGGGCAUGGUAAAGCAGCCCAUUUCAAUACAAGCAAGUGAGUUUGAUUCUUCAGAUGAAGAGCCUAUUGAAGAUGAACAGACACCAAUUCAAAUUUCAUGGCUACCACUGUCACGAGUGAACUGUUCUCAGUUUCUCGGUUUAUGUGCUCUUCCAGGUUGUAAAUUUAAAGAUGUUAGAAGAAAUAUUCAAAAAGAUACAGAGGAACUAAAGAGCUACGGGAUCCAAGAUGUAUUUGUUUUCUGCACCAGAGGGGAGCUGUCAAAAUAUAGAGUCCCAAACCUUCUGGACCUCUACCAACAGUCUGGAAUUGUCACCCAUCACCACCCAAUCCCAGAUGGAGGGACCCCUGACAUUGGCAGCUGCUGGCAAAUCAUGGAGGAGCUGGCCACCUGUCUCAAAAACAACCGAAAAACCCUGAUACACUGUUAUGGAGGACUUGGAAGAUCUUGUCUUGUAGCUGCUUGUCUCCUCCUAUACUUGUCUGACUCAGUAUCACCACAGCAAGCCAUAGACAGCCUUCGAGAUCUCAGGGGGUCUGGAGCCAUACAGACCAUCAAGCAAUAUAAUUAUCUCCAUGAGUUCCGGGAUAAAUUAGCUGCAUAUCUAUCAUCAAGAGAUUCACUAUCAAGAUCUGUCUCGAGAUAAUGAAGAUGUCUGAUAUAAGACUACACGUGAAGUUUCCAAGUUCUCUGGCAUAAUUUGUAUUGAAACAAAACUACUAGUGCUACCAUCCUGAAUAUAAAUGUUAUGUGCAGAUACUGCGAAA